UACUAUAAAAAAAUUUCAAUGCAAUAUCUGUAAUAAAUUAUAUUCGGAAAUGUCUAAAAUAAAUAUACAUAUGGAAACUCAUAUGGAAGAAAAAUCGGUUUCAAAAAAAAAAUGUUUGUUAUAUAAACCUACUAUUGGUAUUGAAAAUGAGUUUAAUUGUGAUGUUUGUGAUAAAUAUUUUCCUACUAUAACAAGUUUAAAUAAACACGUUCGAAUAAUUCAUAAAAAACAAAAAACAAAACAGAAUAACAAUAUUAAUACAAAGCCAUCAACUGAUUCUUUAAAUUUAAGAAGAAAUCAAACUACAACAGAGCCUAAAGAGUAUAAUGUCUGUCAGAAUUCAUACUCCGUAAAUGAACAAACUGAAAAUAGUUUGGGUCGUAUAAAAAUAGAAACAGAUAUAAUUGACGGUAAUACAUUUACAAGUAUAUUAACUAUAGAAAAUUAUUCAAUCACAAACUUUGACACUAAUAUUUCAAACCCUACCUCCGAAGAAAAUACUAACGACAAAAUAAAAAUAGAAGCAGUUACCGCUGAUAAUAAUGAUAAAAUGAUUCAUGGCGGUUAUGAUGAUAUAAAUGCAGAAAAAGUUGAUGAUUUUUUAAGUGGUAAACAUUUAAAUUCGGAUGUUAUAUCAUCAAUCAACAAAGAAUCUAUGAAAACAUGUGCUUUGUGUAAUACAUCAUUUUUCAAAAAGUAUCUUUUAAGAAAACAUAUGAAAAGUCAUAUGAAGGACAAAACAUGUUCAGAAAAAAAAAAAUCAGCCUGUCUUAAUGCUGAAAAAAAAUUUAAAUGUCUUGUGUGUAACAAACAAUUCACUGCAUCAUCAACAAUGAAAGUCCAUACAAGAAUAUUUCAUACAGAAAAAAAAAUAUACAAAUGCAAUAAGUGUCAUAAAUCAUUUUCAGAUAUAGUGUACUUAAGAAGACAUAGAAAAUAUCAUGAUGAAAAACCAUACCAAUGUGAGGUGUGUCAAAAAUCAUUUCCUCAGAUGUCAAAUUUGAAAGUCCACAUGAACAUUCACGCUGGUAUAAAACCAUGGAAAUGUGAUGUGUGUGAAAGAUCUUAUGCCGAUAAGACAUCCUUCAAGAGACACAUGCAAUACCAUAAUGAGGGAUAUUCUUUUAAGUGCAAUUUAUGCAAUAGAAUUCUAAAACGAAGAAAUAGUUUGAAAAAGCACAUGAUUAGUCAUAUCAACGGAAAGAACUCUGGGAAUAAAAAGUAUGAUUGCAACAUCUGCGAGAAGAGCUACAAUACACCAUUUGUUUUAAAAAGACAUAAGACUAUUCAUACAGGCGAAAAACAAUUUAUCUGUGACAUCUGUAAAAAAUCAUUUGGUGCAAAAGCACACAUGAAAAGGCAUAUCAUCAUCAUUCACAUGCAAGAAAAUAAAUAUAAAUGUCACAUUUGUAAUAAAUUGUUUUCGGAUGUAAAUUAUUUCAAGGUACAUAAGACUCUACACGAUAACAGUAAACCAUACGGGUGUAACUUUUGUAAAAAAUCAUUUUCACACAGGACAUUUUUAACGAUUCAUUUAAGAAACCAUAGAACACGCCAUGAAUGCAAAAUUUGUAAAAAAUUAUAUCCUCAAAAAAAAAUAUUAAAAAUUCACAUGAAAAUACAUCACUCGGAAUAAAUAUAUAUAUAUACAUGUACGAAAAUUAACUUUCUGGUAAAAAAUGUAAGCUCAGUUGAAAUCUUAGUAAAGGCGAUUAAUUUCAAUAGUAUAAUAUUUUCAAAUGAUUAUUAAAACUCAAUAUUCUUAUUCGACCAUACACACAAGAAUUAUUAACACAUAAUAAGAAUAAAAAUGUACAAUGAAAGAAUUUUUCAAAU
Sipha flava (yellow sugarcane aphid) is the source of this 1836-nucleotide messenger RNA. RefSeq names its product zinc finger protein OZF-like. The record is from RefSeq and is a predicted model, not a curated record. The transcript has a single exon. Lineage: Eukaryota; Metazoa; Arthropoda; Insecta; Hemiptera; Aphididae. Gene Ontology annotation, molecular function: chromatin insulator sequence binding. Bases 50 to 1636 code for a protein of 528 amino acids. Gene Ontology annotation, cellular component: chromosome. Gene Ontology annotation, biological process: regulation of transcription by RNA polymerase II.